Molecule: messenger RNA, 4983 nt
Organism: Pristis pectinata (smalltooth sawfish)
Lineage: Eukaryota; Metazoa; Chordata; Chondrichthyes; Rhinopristiformes; Pristidae
Gene: col1a2
Product: collagen, type I, alpha 2
Molecular function (GO): extracellular matrix structural constituent
Source: RefSeq, a predicted model, not a curated record
AUGCUCAGCUUUGUGGAUACACGGAUUUUGUUGCUGCUUGCAGUAACGACGUUCGUAGCAAGAGGCCAAUAUGGAGACGAAUACAAUGGAAGUGAUGAUUACCAAGAUGAAUUAAUGGGACCACAAGGACCCUCUGGCAACCGAGGCCCAUCAGGAGACAGGGGUCCACGAGGACCAGACGGUAAAGAUGGAACCCCAGGCAAGCCAGGCCUUCCUGGACCUGCUGGACCACCUGGCAUGAGCUUCGCUGCCCAGUACAAACGGGAUGAACAAACACCAGGAAUCAUCGGACCAAUGGGAAUGAAAGGACCACAAGGAGCCCCUGGUGCUCCUGGUUCUCCUGGCCCUCCAGGUCUGCCAGGCAUUUCAGGUGAAGCUGGUUCUUCGGGUCCAGCUGGCCCUCGUGGUCCUCAAGGUUUACCUGGCAAGCCUGGUGAAGAUGGUUCAAAUGGCAAAUCCGGAAAACCUGGUGAACGUGGUAUUGUUGGACCCCAGGGUGCUCGUGGCUUCCCAGGAACUCCUGGUCUUUCUGGCAAGAAAGGACACCGUGGUUACAAUGGUCUGGAUGGUGCCAAGGGAGAGCCAGGUUCUGCUGGUGUAAAGGGUGAAACUGGCAACCCAGGAUCAAAUGGUAGCCCUGGACUGGUGGGUCUUCGUGGUGCUACAGGUGAGAGAGGCCGCGGUGGAGCUUCUGGUGCAGUUGGUGCCCGAGGCAGUGAUGGAAUGCCAGGACCUACAGGCCCUCCUGGACCCAUUGGUGCAGCUGGUCCUCCAGGCUUCCCAGGCAGUCCUGGUCUCAAGGGUGAAAUUGGACCAGUGGGUGCUCGUGGUCCAACUGGUGCUCAAGGGUCUCGAGGUGAGCCUGGUGCUGUGGGUCCUGUUGGCCCAAUGGGUCUUCCUGGUAACGCAGGUGCCAAUGGUCUCACUGGAUCAAAGGGUGCAAUUGGUGCUCCAGGUAUCGCAGGUGCUCCUGGCUUUCCAGGAGGACGUGGUCUGACUGGCCCUGCAGGUGCAAUAGGUCCUGCAGGUCUUCGAGGAUUCCCUGGUGACCCCGGUGUUCAAGGCAUCAAGGGUGAGUCCGGUCCCAAAGGCGAACCGGGUGAUGCUGGACCUGCAGGUGCCCCUGGUACAUCUGGUGAACAAGGCAAGCAGGGUCCUCGUGGUGAAGUUGGUCUGCAGGGACUGCCAGGAAUUUCUGGCGAAAGGGGUUCCCCUGGUAACCGUGGUAUCCCAGGUCGUGAUGGAUCAGCUGGCGGCAUGGGUGCACCUGGCAGACGUGGUGAAACUGGUUCUGCUGGUGCCAAAGGGCCUCCUGGUGACAUGGGACGUCCUGGUGAAAGUGGUAUGCCUGGUCCACGGGGUCUCGUAGGUAGUACUGGCAAUAUAGGUGCUCCAGGCAAAUCAGGUCCUGCUGGCCCAGUUGGAGAAGAAGGUCGCACUGGUCCCCCUGGUCCAGUUGGCCCAAGAGGUCAGGCUGGUAUGAUGGGCUUCCCUGGUCCAAAAGGUACCGCUGGAGCAUCUGGUAAACCUGGUGAUAGAGGAGCUGUUGGUCCUGCUGGUCUAAGGGGUGCACCUGGCAAAGAUGGUGAGGCUGGAGCCCAAGGUGCUAUUGGUGCUGUGGGUCCCGUUGGUUCAAAAGGUGAACAGGGUCCUAGUGGCAGUGCUGGAUUCCAGGGUCUCCCUGGUCCUUCUGGUGCAGUUGGAGAACCUGGUAAACCAGGUGACAAGGGCAUCCGAGGUGAUACUGGCAGUCAAGGCACUUCUGGUGCAAGGGGUGAGCGAGGUGGCCCAGGUGAACGAGGUGCUGUUGGUCCUCAAGGUCUUAGUGGGCCUCGUGGUCCCCAAGGUGCCCCUGGUGCUGAUGGUGGAAAGGGUGAAGCUGGUGCUACUGGUCCUGCUGGUAGUCAAGGUCCUCAAGGUGCUCAGGGUAUGCCAGGUGAGAGAGGUGCCUCUGGAAGCCCUGGCAUUAAGGGUGAAAAGGGUGACGUUGGUCCACCUGGUCCCCAAGGAAAUCCAGGCAUGGAUGGUCCACGGGGUGCUCCUGGUUCUGCUGGUGCUCCUGGUCCUGCUGGACCCCCUGGUGACAGGGGUGAAGCAGGUGCCUCUGUCCAGCGGCCCAUCUGGUCCGCUGGGUGCUGCUCGGUAGAUCAUGUAGCACACAAGUUCCCAGCCAAAGGUUUUCAGCCAAAUGCUGAAGAGGGUGAACGUGGAGAAGUUGGCCGUGCUGGUCCCACUGGAUUUGUUGGUCCUCCUGGUGCAGAUGGACACCCUGGAGCCAAAGGAGAGAAAGGUAUUCCUGGUGCCAAAGGAGAAGUCGGUUCUGCUGGUGCUGUGGGUCUUCCUGGCUCUGCUGGUCCUGCAGGUGCUGCUGGAGAACCUGGUCUACAAGGAGCUAUGGGUUCAAAUGGUGCACCAGGUAUGACCGGCUUCCCAGGUCCUGCUGGCUUAGUAGGUGCUGCUGGCCCAGCUGGUUCUCAAGGUCCACAAGGUCCUUCCGGUCCAGCUGGUAAUACAGGCCCACAAGGUGCAAGAGGUGACAGUGGUCCACAAGGCCGCUCUGGUCCAACUGGUCAUGCUGGUCCAUUUGGUUACCCUGGAGAAAAGGGUCCAGCUGGUGAACCAGGAGCUGCUGGACUUCCAGGCUCCCCUGGUCCUCAAGGUUUACUUGGCCCAGUAGGUUUACUUGGUCUUCCAGGAACAAGAGGUGAGGCAGGUCUCCCAGGUAUCUCAGGUCCAACUGGUUUGCCUGGCCCUACUGGUCCUGCAGGUGCUGCUGGUACUCGUGGUGCAGCUGGUGCUGUUGGUCCUGCUGGUCUAGUUGGUCAGCCUGGUGAAUCUGGCCGUGAUGGAAAUCCUGGUAGCGAUGGUGCUCCUGGCCGUGCUGGAUUGCCUGGGCCCAAGGGUGAGCGUGGUGAAGCUGGCAGGGCUGGCCCUCCUGGUUCAGUUGGUCCACCUGGUGCUCACGGUCAUGUAGGUCCAAUCGGCAAGGCUGGCAACCGCGGUGAGGCUGGCCCUGGUGGUGCAGUUGGUGCUGUUGGCCUAAUGGGUCCCAGAGGUCUUGCUGGUCCACAAGGUCCACGUGGAGAAAAGGGAGAAACUGGUUACGCCGGUUCUAGAGGCCUGAAAGGAUUAAGAGGACCUGGUGGCCUGCAAGGUCUCCUGGGUAUUUCUGGUGAACCUGGUGGUCAUGGCCCUACUGGACCUUCUGGCCCAAGGGGUCCAGCUGGUCCUUCCGGUCCUCCCGGCAAAGACGGCGCCCCUGGACACGUUGGUCCAAUGGGUCCUGUUGGUCAUCGUGGUCGUGCUGGUGAUACCGGUCCCCAAGGUCCUCCAGGUCCUCCUGGCCUUCCUGGAUUCCCAGGUGCUGCUGGUGGUCACUACGAAGUGAGCUACGAUCAUGAAUAUUACAGAGCUGAUCAACCUGCUGCAAGAGAGAAGGAUCUUGAAGUUGAUGCCAAACUGAAAGUUUUGACCAGGCAAAUUGAGAACAUCCGCAGCCCUGAAGGCUCAAAGAAAAACCCUGCUCGCUCAUGCCGUGACCUGAGCCUCAGCCAUCCUGAAUGGAUGUCAGGUUACUACUGGAUCGAUCCCAACCAAGGAUGUAUCAUGGAUGCCAUCAGAGUUUACUGCGACUUUGCAUCUAGAGAGACUUGUGUACAUGCCAACCCAGACAUCAUUGAACGUAGGAACUGGUGGAAGAACAAGAAUAACCAAGAACAGAAACACAUCUGGUUUGGAGAAACUAUUAAAGAUGGUGUGCAGUUCGCUUACAAUGAUGAACACAUCACUCCAUUUGUCAUGGGGACCCAGCUGACCUUCCUGUACCUUCUCUCCAAUGAAGCCUCCCAGAAUAUCACCUACCAUUGUAAGAACAGUGUAGCAUACAUGGAUGAGGAGACUGGAAGCCUGAAAAAGUCAGUUAUCCUUCUCGGUUCCAAUGAUGUUGAACUCCGAGCUGAAGGUAACAGCAGAUUCACUUACAGCGUUCUGGAAGAUGGAUGCACGAGACAUACCGGUGAAUGGAGUAAGACAGUCAUUGAAUACAGAACACAGAAAACAUCUCGCUUGCCAAUUAUGGACAUUGCACCUAUGGAUAUUGGUGGCCCAGAACAGGAAUUUGGUUUGGACAUUGGCCCAGUCUGUUUCAAAUAAAUGAACUUGAGCUAAAUUAGAAUACUCUCUGCAUUUUUUCUUUUAUUUUUUACAUUGCUGACUCAUUCCAUGUCUUCUGCUCAUCCACUUGCUUAAGUUCUGGGCUUAAAGAGAAGUAGGAAAUCCAAAAAACGGAAAAUUGUUUUCUCCAUGCAAUUUUAAUGCAGUUCCCAACAACUUGGAAAUUUGAAGAGAUUAUUGCAGGUGAAACCCUGCCCUAAAGGUUAAAUCAAAACAAUGGAAAGUAAAUAAAAGAAAGUGAAAAAGAGUGUUAUUUGUAGUCUUUGAAUAUUUUUCAAAGAGGAAGUUUAAAACCAUAGCUUCCCACGGUUUAAACUACCUCAUAUACUUAUUUUAAAGUAUUAAACACAUAAUUACUUUCUCAAAAUUAACUGUGGUACUUGGGGUUCACAUUAUUUUGUAAAGGUGCUAAGUGGUAUUGAUUUGUGCAGAUACCGUACUUGAAGUACUGACUGUGGUGCUAACUGAAUGUCCCGUGCCAUCACUGAGUCUGUCACUAUGUGAGACCACACUUCCAGUGCUGUAUUAAGUUGUAAAGUGGUUUUUAUUUCUUAGUAAAUUCCAUUGAAUAUUACCAUGGAAUCCUCUUGUCUAUUCCCAAAUUAAACAUGUGGAUACCUUCCUUGCCAUUUCCAUCUCAUUACUUCAGGUGUUCAUGCUUUUAGCCAUGCACUUUCACUCCAACUGAAUGGAAAAAGGAGGCGACAAUCCUAAACUCAAAACAAUGACAACUAAAAAUGUUCCUAUUUUGUAUAUGUGACAAGUGAGAUGUUUUAAUAAUUGUGAAAUAAAGCAUGAAAAUGUUCUGAA